GUCAUCAUCCUGCGUCGUGGGCACGAAAAACGUGUUUGAGAAAAAGUAAAGUGACGGGUAUGCGGUUCCACAUGUGUACAGUAGGAAGAUGGCGCCGGUGUUACAAGAACCUGAGGUUCAGUUCGCACAAAGAUUAGCUUCUAAUGAGAAGUCCAUCCGAACCAAGGCCAUCAAAAAACUGCGAAAGUAUCUCAGCGUUCGGUCGCAGAAGCCCGAAGGUGGGUUCACCAUUGACGAGUUGCUGAAGAUAUGGAAGGGACUUUUCUACUGUCUGUGGAUGCAGGACAAGCCGCUCCAACAAGAAGAGCUGUCAACUCGGAUAUCUGGCUUGAUCCACUGGUUGCAAAAUGUUGACACCCAGUUUUUGUUUCUGGAAAGUUUCCUGAUGACAAUCAACAGAGAGUGGAAUGGCAUUGACCGACUUCGCAUGGACAAGUUCUACUCUUUGGUGCGCUUUGUGCUCAGGGAGACAUUUGAGAUGUUGAAGAGGAGGGAAUGGGACACUGGUCUGAUCGGGAGGUUCACAGAGCUCUUGUCGGCUCAGGUUCUGCGCAGCACCAGCGACGCCCCUAAAGGAGUGCAGUUCCACAUCCUGGACAUCUACAUGUCUGAGCUGGCGAAGGUCGGGUCAGCCCAGCUGACAGCUGAGCAGAACCUGACGUUCAUCGACCCGUUCUGUAAAACGGCAGCAAAGACAAAAGAUCACGUUUUGGUAGAGGCCAUAUGCAGCAACAUAUUCCAUGAGAUUGUUGACCACGCCCCCUUUGCAAUCGAGGACCUCAUGCGGGAGUUGCGGAGGGGAGGCGGGGGUGGGUCUGAAUCUGACCAGGACCAGGAGAUGGAGGAAGAUGAGGAAACGGCGAGCACAGCAGUCCAGAACAGACCUAAGAAAGCCAGUGGGAAGCGGGUCAAUGGAGUUACCACAACUGAAGAUGAAGAUGAUGUGGAGGAGGAGGAGGAGGAGGAGGAGGAAGGUGACCUGCCAGAUUUGGGGGAAGACUCUGAUGUUCCCCAGGAUGAUGACGGAAUAGGGCCAGUGCUGCAGUUUGACUACCAGGCCCUGGGUGAGAGGCUGUUUGAGCUGGCCAGCCGCAGCAACAUUCCCUCAUUCAACAGGAAGAAACUGUACAAGCUGGUCAGAACCUUCCGCAAUCUCAGUAAAGGCGUGUUCCCGCAAGACGAUUACCCCGCGGAGGUCUCGACGGACGAAGACGACGACGAGAUGUUCGGCAGCCGGAGGAAGAUGAGGAAAAGGAGGAGGAACAGGGAGGAUGAGCCCAAGGAAGAGCCAGGUGAAGAGGGGGGCUCUGCGGUGAAGAAGCGCAAAGUCAAGAAGGAUGCUGGGAAGCCCACCAGCUCAGAACAGGGCCGCACAACUGGGCUGGCAGAUUCCGUUGCUGGGCCCACCGGAACGCCCAGCGACGGAGCUGGUGCCAAGAAAAAGAAGAAAAGGAGGAAGAAGAAGAAGAAGACUGUGGGGGUGGAAGGGGAGAAGGUACCCGCUGAGGAGGUCUCCGAGAAACACCCGACUGCGCAGUUGGACACUGGCACCGAGCAGGCGUGCCCUGCGGCGGAAGAGUCCACGGACAGUGGGGUGAAGUCUGCCCCGCUGGCAGAGACUCAGAACCUGUCUCAGACAGGCACAGAGGCUCAGGACCACUCCCUGACUGGUGAAGAGGGGGCUGUGGCUGACAUGCAGACCGAGAGCCAAUCAGAAACACUCUCCACAGACGGCGUUUCCAGCCAGGGCAGUGAGAAGAAGAAGAAGAGGAAGAAGAAGAAGGCAUCCACACAAGGAGUGGAAGUGUCGGAAGCUGACACGGAAGAGCUGCAGACCAACGCAGCAGUAGCAGAAGGGGAAGAGAGCCAGUCGGCUCCAGCGGAGGAAGAGACGAUGGCUGCAGAUGAAGCAGAAGCCCCGCCCCUUACGCCGGCGGCCGACAGGAAGAAGAGCAAGAAGAAGAAGAACAAAAAGACGCCGGAGCAGACGGUGGAGUCUCCCGCCGCAGCCGAAGAGCCGACGCAGCCAGACGCCGGGAGCGACUGCGCAGACGCGAGCUGCGCAGAUGAGCAGCCCGGCGACGGCAGCCCGGCUGUGCAGCUGAAGAAGAGGAAGAGGAAGAAGAAGGCGACGGCGACCCAGGAAGACGAGGCGACGGAGGAGCAGGAAACCCAAGUCAACGGACACGUGGAGGAGGUGGAGGCGGCAGGCAAGAAAGCCAAACAGAGCAGUCAGAGUGAAGAAGCCUCUACACCUACUGGGACCAAGAAAGCCCAGAAGAAGAGGAAGGCAAAGGCCUCAUCCGGGACAGCCUCCGAUUUCAUGAAGUUCCAGAGCCCCAUUGUCCCCACUCCCCUGUUCUGCAGGCAAGCUAAAGGAAGCCCCAGUACACCCGUGUCACAAAAACAGUUAACCCUGACGCCAUCAUCCGAGUCCAAGAAAGUCACCUUUGGGCUAAAGAACAACCAGACCGCAGGUCGGUGGAGCCAGUUCAGGAAGUCGGAUCGGAGUCUGAUGGUGAGUCCAGAUGGCUCCUCUCGUGUGCCCUUUGACCCCCAGCAGAAGCCGCUGUUCGGGGUGCUGAAGUCACCUGCUGCUAUGAAACCCCAGGCAACAAAUGACAAAAACAAGAAUGGCUCCUCCAAGGGCCGGCCCACGGCGGCAGAUUUUUUUUAGAACCCCAAAUCCUUGCUCCCGAAAGACUUCCUGGUGGGACGGACCCUUUUAUUAUUAUUUCUUUGUGUAUGUUUGGAAUCUCUCUUCACAGCAGAGGCAAUGGAAUGGACAUUUGAAGUUGUGUGACCCCUGUUGGGGGGGGGGGCAAAACAAAGAUAAUUAGUUUUGUAUAAAUAAUACAGCCCUUCUAUGUUUUCUGUGACUGAGCAUUUCAGUAAAAUUAUUCUUCACUUUA
Molecule: messenger RNA, 2912 nt
Organism: Anguilla anguilla (European eel)
Lineage: Eukaryota; Metazoa; Chordata; Actinopteri; Anguilliformes; Anguillidae
Gene: rrp1
Product: ribosomal RNA processing 1
Exons: 16
Coding region: 89-2677 (862 amino acids)
Biological process (GO): rRNA processing
Cellular component (GO): preribosome, small subunit precursor; preribosome, large subunit precursor; nucleus
Source: RefSeq, a predicted model, not a curated record